AUGACGAUUAAUGAAAAUAACAAUCAGGAUGGAAGUAUGGCUGCGCUAGAUCGUUAUGUUGCCCCUGGUUUGCGGCUUUGGAUGCUUAUUGCUUUGGUAUCGGGAAUAUUACUAAUUAUGGUAGUGAUCGUUUGUUGCUUCAUGCGAAUCCGAAUACCACGCACUAAGCGACAAAUUGAUUUAAUUGCUGCAAGGAGGAAAAUGCGAAAAUCAAUUCUAUCUGCUGAACAUUCACCAGACGACAGAGCACAGCCAAUCGUAAUGAAUACAGUUAAACAGUCGACUCAUCAAAAAGCCAUUGCAAUUGACGGGGCUUUACAGUAA
Molecule: messenger RNA, 324 nt
Organism: Brugia malayi
Lineage: Eukaryota; Metazoa; Nematoda; Chromadorea; Rhabditida; Onchocercidae
Exons: 4
Coding region: 1-324 (107 amino acids)
Source: RefSeq, a predicted model, not a curated record